Molecule: messenger RNA, 2412 nt
Organism: Rotaria socialis
Lineage: Eukaryota; Metazoa; Rotifera; Eurotatoria; Philodinida; Philodinidae
Source: the annotation of a GenBank genome assembly
AUGUCUAAACAACCGUCAAGCCCAAUGGGUGGUCAAUUACCAUCAUAUACUAUUGGAGAUGUUGGAAAUCAUACAGCAGCGCCAACAGCUGCACCCUCACAUCCACUGGCACGACCACACCCUUCUCAAAUAAUGAAUCCCGAUACGGCGUUUUUAGAAGCGUAUGAAUGUGCAAAAUUAAAUCGUACGUGGGAAAAAGUCUCUGGUGCAUUAUUAGCGCAUGCGGAUUGGUUAACUCGAAUUCCUGAUGGUCGUUCAUGGACAAUGCUACAUCAAAUCGUUUUUUCUGGGGAUGUCAUACACUUGAAUGAAGUUCUUGCUCUACAAGCAGGUAAUCCACAAUUUCGUCUUCUUUUUCAAGCACGAGAUGGCAAAACUGUUCGUGAUGUUGCUACUGAACGUUCGCAACUUUAUCCGAAUAUGUUACGGCGUAUUGAACGACUUGUUGCUGUUGAUGAAUUACUAAAUAAUGCUAAAGAGCGUAAAUGGGAGUUAGUUAAACAAUGCAUUACCGCACAACCGGAUAUUGUCAACGAAAAACCACCGUAUCGUCGUUAUUAUUUAGCGCAUCAUCUUGCUUAUGUUGGACAACUCGAUAAAUUUAAAGAAUUAAGCACAAUUUGCCAUUUUAAACUUGAUCUACUUGCUGAAGGCAAAACUAUCAGUCAAAUUGCACGUGAACAUAAUAAAAUACCAUUUGCUGAAUACGUUGAACAUCUUCAACCCGAAUCAAAUGACACAACUGAAGGUACGACUGCUUCUGCAGCAGCCUCCUCGUCACAUUCAGCAAGUGGUGGAUCAUAUUAUGGUACAAGCUAUAAUGAUGAUCUUUGUAUAUCAUUCAUUCCUGCACAUGUUGCUACGAGUUUGACCAACGAUCACUAUUUUGUAACGCACACUCUUUAUCAAGGCGGAUAUCCAACGUCAAUAGCAGCGCCAGCGCCAGCGACAACAAACCAUUAUCAUCAUCAGAAUAAUCAUAAUGAUAAAAAACCUGCGAAGUCGAAAGCAACCGCUUCGAGUGCAACCACUGAGGAGGAGGACAAUGCUUAUGAACAAACAGUGAUAAAUAAUGUUGCGCAUAUGUCGGAGAAAAAUCUGCUUAAUUCAAUUACUUGUUGUAUUACAAAAGCCAUACUACGUGAUCCAGUUGUGGCUGCUGAUGGUUUUACAUACGAGCGAGAAGCUAUAACCAAAUGGUUUGAAACUUCAAAUCGUAGCCCAAUGACAAAUCAAGAACUUGAAGAUCUCGAAUUAAAACCAAACUUCGCUAUUAAAUCCAUUCUGCAAGCUCUUCAAGGAGCAAAUUCAUUACCAGCGAAAUUUCUAUUUAAAUUAAUUAUGAGUGACGAGAAUCUUUUACAUGAAGCGAUCAACAAUUCGAAAGAGUUUGUAAAUUUUCCUGGAGUUUUAAUGGCUGUUAGUCUUCAUCCGGAAUGGUUAACUAUGAUUCCUGAAGGUCGAGUAUGGGCAAUUCUGCAUCAAGUUAUAUUUUCUGGUAAUGUGAACAAUCUAUAUCAGUUACUUGCUUUACAAAAAUUGAAUAAAACAUUUCGCUUAUUAACCAACACACGUGAUAAUAAAACUGUACUGGACAUUGCAUCCAUACGUCCUGAUACGUCCGAAAUGAAAAUGCAUAUUGAAAAACUCAUUAAACUUGAUGAAAUGCUUAACUAUGCCAAAGAUUGUGAGUGGAACAGAUGUUAUGAAAUUGUUAAAGAAAAUCCAGGUUUUGCAAAUGAGAAACCACCAUAUCGUCUAUUUUAUUUAAUUCAUCAUAUGGCAUGUGCAGAUGCUAUGGAAGAAUUUAAUAAAUUUAAAGAAAUAAAAAAUUGUAAAUUUGAUUUAAAUUUGAGGGCUAAUCGUCUAAAAGUUAAUAAGAUUGCUGAGCAAGAACAAAAACCAGCCUUUGCCAGAUUUAUAGAACGCGAGUACCCAAGUUUGUUAGAUGAAGACGUAGAACUAGAGAAACCAUCGGACGAAGCACGAAGACGUACAGUUACUAUAAAUGCUAUAAUGGAAAAUAAAGUCAUCGCCAAAACAUUAGAUGACAAUCUUAUGGGCGCACCUGUAAAAUCAGCAAAGAAUCGAGGUGAAGUAAUGACCUACUUGAAUCAAGUGCGAAAUCAAUCUGAAAGAGAAUUGCAAGGCAAAGAAAAACAAACUAUCAAACCUGAAGAAGCCUCACAUCAAGAAAUGUUACUCGACAAUUUGAUAUGUCCCAUUGCACUGGCUAUUUUUACUGAUCCGGUGAUUGCUGCUGAUGGAUUUACCUAUGAACGUUCAGCAAUUGAGAACUGGCUUAACAACAACGAUCGCUCACCCAUGACAAAUCAAGUACUUCCUAAUAAAUUUCUUAGUCCAAAUACAGUUAUCAAACAGAUUAUUGCUGCUGUUGAACUUAUGACCUAA